This is a messenger RNA of Sebastes umbrosus (honeycomb rockfish), 3849 nucleotides long. It is a transcript of the gene rhbdl1, whose product is annotated as rhomboid, veinlet-like 1 (Drosophila). Gene Ontology annotation, cellular component: membrane. Bases 1034 to 2152 code for a protein of 372 amino acids. The record is from RefSeq and is a predicted model, not a curated record. The transcript is spliced from 8 exons. Lineage: Eukaryota; Metazoa; Chordata; Actinopteri; Perciformes; Sebastidae. Gene Ontology annotation, molecular function: serine-type endopeptidase activity.
AUUUUAUGUUUGUGCAUGUGUGUUGGGGGUGGGAGUUCGCUCGAUUGUGCAGCAGUGCACACAAUGUGCUAAUGUGCCAGUGCUUAUAAUUAGCACAGAGAUGUAAAGGGCUGCAGAGCAGUCUAUAGUUUUCUUCGGGGGGCCAUCAGUGCUAUUGAUAUCACUUCGUUUCAUAUUGUCUCCCCUGAUCAUUCAUCUCCUUUGUCUUCUGCAAAACCCACAAUCAUCACACGGUUAGGAUUUCACCAUAUGCCUGUUGUCUGAGUAGCUUUUGUCUUGUUUACAGUGUGUGGGCUUGUGUGUGUAUGCCUGUCAGUAACAGACCAGACAUGUGUGUGUCUGUGCCAGUAGUAAGCGCAAAGCCGCAGUGGAGCCCAUCCCCUGCUCCCUCCCUGAGACGCCUUACUUGUAGUGAGGAGAGGAGCCGCAGCCCAUCGCCACUCCUUCCCCUUCUCCAAUUGGAAAAGAGAGGCCACCUCCCCUCCCCUGCCUCAUUGGUAUGCAGGCGGCGCAGUGUGUGUGUGUGUGUGUAUGAGGAAAGGGGAAGAGAGAGAGAGAGAGAGAGAGGUAGCAGUCAGUGCAAUGGGAUAGAGGAGAGCGAGGAGGAGGAGGAGGAGAGUGAAUGAGAGCUGCUGGAUCUGCCUUCGCCUGCCUGCGUGCCUGCCUGUCGUCUGCUGAAGCUGGGUUUUUUUACCGCCGCGCCACGCUGCACUGGCACAGAGCAGAGUCACGGCCCAUUUGCACCGCCGUCCACGCUCUCAGCACCGACACAGCACCGCCUCUUACUCCAGCGACGCCACCAGCAAGGAAAACCCCGGGACAGAGCUCACCAGGCUUUUCUCCAUCACCAAGGGGGGGACGCAGCAGCUAUACGAAGGGGCCUGACGCUACAAUUUAGGCACCAGCUGCUACCUCAACCAAAUCCCCCUCCACCUUACCCCAUCCUUACCACCACCACCACCACCACCACUCCUCUCUCGCUCCUCCCUAUGCCCUUGUCCUCGGCGGCUCCUCUCACCUCCCUGGCCAGUAUAUGGAUAGAAGCUCCCUGUUUCAGCUCAUACAAGAGCAGCUGGACCCAGACAACACCGGUUUCAUCGCUGUGGAGAACUUCACCAGCUUGGUGGAGCACCAUGAGCUGCAGCUGGAUCCGUCCAAACUGGACAUGCUGUUAGCCCUGGUCCAGAGCAAUGAAGAGGGACAGGUGUGCUACCAGGAGCUCAUCGAGCUGAUGAGCAGUAAGCGCUCCAGCAGUUUCCGACGGGCCAUCGCCAAUGGCCGCCGCACGCUGCAGAGGGAGAUCCUGCUGGACGAGACGGGGCUGGGUCUGUACAAGCGCUUUGUUCGCUAUGUGGCCUACGAGAUCCUGCCCUGCGAGACGGACCGACGCUGGUACUUCCACCAGAACCGCCUGUGUCCCCCGCCUGUCUUCAUCGCCAUCGUCACCAUCGUACAGAUUAUCGUGUUCAUGUGCUACGGCAUCAUGCUAAACAAGUGGGUACUGCAGACCUAUCAGCCCGACUUCAUGAAGAGCCCUCUGGUCUACCAUCCAGGCCACCGCGCACAAGUGUGGCGCUUCUUCAGCUAUAUGUUCAUGCACGUUGGUUUGGAGCAGCUGGGGUUCAACGCUUUACUGCAGCUGAUGAUUGGCGUUCCUUUGGAGAUGGUCCACGGCAUCUUACGAAUAAGUCUGCUUUACAUGGCGGGAGUGCUGGCCGGCUCGCUGACAGUGUCCAUCACCGACAUGCGUGCUCCAGUGGUGGGGGGCUCCGGAGGGGUCUACGCCCUGUGCUCAGCGCAUCUGGCCAACGUUGUCAUGAACUGGGCCGGGAUGCGUUGUCCAUACAAGCUGCUCCGCAUGAUCCUGGCACUAGUUUGCAUGAGUUCGGAGGUGGGUCGUGCCGUCUGGCUCCGCUUCUCGCCGCCGCUACCCUCCUCGGGGCCCCAGCCCAGCUUCAUGGCGCACCUGUCGGGGGCCGUGGUCGGCAUCAGCAUGGGACUGCUGAUCCUGCGCAGCUACGAGGAGAGUCUGCAGAAACAGUGCUCCUGGUGGGUCAUCGUUUUCUCCUUCAUCACCUUCCUCCUCUUCGCCAUCUUCUGGAACAUCUUUGCAUACGAGCUGCUGGGGGUGCAGAUACCACCUCCUCCCUGAUGAAGGCCCCCACCCCAUCCCCACCCCACCCCCACAGGUCCUCCUCCACAUACACACUGUCUCCAGCCCUGCUCCAAACAAAGGUUCCCCUUUGACCAUAGUUAACAUUUCCUCUCAAGUUUAGACCCAAAUGAAAUGAUAUGAAAUCAUUCAAAACUAAAAAAAAAUCGACCAAGAAUCCUUUUUUACAGAUACUUUGCAAAUCAAAGAAAAUAUGUCUCUUUUAUUAAAGAGGGAUUACGGUAGCAACAAGUACAGGUGAACGUUCCUCAGAUCCAUUUUUGAGGAGCAUUAUAUCUUUUUAUACAUACUGUAGGUUGAAAUCUCAUCCCACAUUACCAGCACUAACCUUUGAGUGAGCAUUUAGUCCUGUGCUUUUCUUCUCUUCUUCAUUUCAGAGGCUUUUUUGAAAAGCCGUCGUUUCUUUGAGUGCAUCUUUCAUACACGUAAAGAAGAAUUUGAGUAGUCGACAGGUGCCUGUGGUGAAAAGGAAAGGGAAUCAAUGGGAGGGAAAGGAAGUGUGUGCUGCGGCGGUGACAAUGCUGGAAAACGCUAUGAAAAAGGCUGUCUUUCAUGAAGGUCAGAGAUCAGCUGCAGCGACGCCCCUUAAACUAAGAGGGUUUUUUUUUGCUUAAAGGCAUUCAAGCAGCACCUGAAUCUGAGUCCUUUAGCUGUGCCACAAAUCAGAGCUGCUUUAAAUGAAGCUUUAAAGAAGAAUUUCAGGAUUUAUAUCUGGGGGGCAGCAAUAAAAGAAAAAUACAGAAGCACCAAUGAAAUAUGAUCGCCGAUAUGACUUUUUGAUUUCACAGCCCUGCUGUAACUCACAGGGGUCACUGUGGCUUUUUGCAAAAUUGCUGGCACACUGAUUGAAAAACAACUAACGAAACGUUUUCUUCAAAUUGAGCUGCUGAGGAAGGAUCGCCAGCCCGAUUUAUAAAACAUUCGUUGAAAAUUCUUUGCCCCUGCGUGCAAAUGGCUUUCCCAAGAGUGGAGGAGAAAUGCAAGAUAUCAGGCAAGUUCUAUGCGGAUUCUGUCAUCUUCAAGGUUCGAGGCAUCACUUUCAUUUUCACUUCAUGGGGUCUUUAAAAAUUCAAAGACAUCCGUUUUUUUUUAUGUUAUUUCCAUGACAUUAUACCUACACUGUGGAUACAGACACAUAGUUCACACAACGUAGACAAAAGACGUGAAGAUGGGACAUGAAAGUGACCGCGUGACAGGAGAGGAAAGAAAAAUACGUUUCCUGGAUGGUCAUCACUUAUAGGCAAGUAACCUCCUCCUGUCGCUGUGUCAAACUUACCACCAACUUGCUAGGCGCACCGUGUAAAAUAUAUCAUGUCAUGCUCUGUGGCUCUCAGCGAGACGAGAACACACACACACACUCACACACAAACACACACACUUCUCCUCUUUGUCUUUGAGAGCAGCCACUGCCUGAUUCUGUAGGUCAAUGUGGACAAACCGAAGAGAAGAACAACACACACACACACACACACACACACUGGCCUCUGCCUGUUCUCGCUCUGACAGACUGAACUGGGGAGGGCGUGGACGUGUCAUCACCUGACCUCUGACCUUCGCGUCCCAGAGGGCAUUGGGGUCUCUCUGUCGGGCCCGGUCUAUACCUCAGUUUCUCAUUCUUAGGGACUGUAUACUUUUGUAAAGGAAUGUACCUAUAAAGAAAAAAAAAACGAGUGUUA